AUGGGGAUUGAAAGACAGAUGAAGGCCAACAAGAGGCUACUAGAUCUCGAUAGGACCUUCGAGAUCAGCAGUUGUAAGGAGGAGCAAAAAGUACAGUACGUAGGGCAUCUGUUACAAGGAAAAGUCAGAAUCUGGUGGGAUACCAAGAGGCAGCUAUUAAUAAGGAAAUUGGGUAAUAUCAAUGCUUUGACUUGGGGUAGGUUCAAAGAAGAGUUCGAUAAUCGAUUCUUCCCUGAAUCGAUAAAGACCCGAAAGGCUCAAGAGGUUGCCACUUUGGUGCAAGGCAAUCUCACAGUUGAACAAAAUGCUACAAAAUUCAUGAAGCUGAGAAGGUUCGCUCUACAUCUGAUCGUCACUGAUUUGGUUAACGUGACUGCAAUAACUGAAGCAGAACAACGAAGUGUGGCGGCCCAAAUUAACCAUGAGCAAAAGAUGACUUCUUCCUUCUCUGCAGGAGGGAGUAAUGCUGAAAGAGGGAUUAUACAAGGAGCCAGUAAGGGUGAAGGCAUUAUGAUAGCUCCACUUGCUACCUGUAAGAAGUGUGGAAAGAACCACGGUGGAGAAUGUCGAGUGGGUUUAGGAGUAUGUUUCCGAUGCAGUCAGUCAGGACACAUGAUUCGGGAGUGCCCUCAGAAUGCGCAAGGUCGAAGGAAUGCUCCUAACAACCUGCCCAAUCAGAGGCCACCUGUUCAAACUCAUGUGUAUGCCAUCACCCCUGGAGAGAUAAACGAGGACAUACCUGAAGAUGAAGAGAUGGGAGUCAUCACUGGUAAAAUCACAUUAUAUGAAUGCAUGGCUUGUGCUUUCUUUGACUCUAGCGCUACAAGGUCUUUUGUGUCCGUGAUGUUUGCACACAGGUGUAACCUGCAGACUUAG
Messenger RNA from Juglans regia (Persian walnut), 876 nucleotides. RefSeq lists its product as uncharacterized. Lineage: Eukaryota; Viridiplantae; Streptophyta; Magnoliopsida; Fagales; Juglandaceae. The transcript is spliced from 2 exons. Bases 1 to 876 code for a protein of 291 amino acids. The record is from RefSeq and is a predicted model, not a curated record. Gene Ontology annotation, molecular function: nucleic acid binding; zinc ion binding.